Molecule: messenger RNA, 1547 nt
Organism: Cryptotermes secundus
Lineage: Eukaryota; Metazoa; Arthropoda; Insecta; Blattodea; Kalotermitidae
Product: lactosylceramide 4-alpha-galactosyltransferase
Exons: 5
Coding region: 178-1491 (437 amino acids)
Biological process (GO): glycosphingolipid biosynthetic process
Molecular function (GO): alpha-1,4-N-acetylgalactosaminyltransferase activity
Source: RefSeq, a predicted model, not a curated record
GGAGGUGCAAGAAGAAAUGUGGUACUGAACGUGAUAAUAAUUGCACUUGCGCCUGUAAAAGAGAGUGCCCAGUUCAAAAAGAGACCUACGUGGAAGUUAUUCGCCGCCUUACCUAGGAGACUCGUGACAAGUGGAUUCUCAGAAGCAGGCCCAGAUCCCAGCCACUCGGGUCCUGACAUGGGUAAAGUGUCUGCAGUACUUGCUGGGUCGGUGCUCACACUGUUCAUGUUCUUCUGGUACCAGGCGUAUAUUCAGACCGAGAGUGAGAGUCCGUCCUCCGGCAACGGCUUAGGCUCUGAAGCCGAACAGGAGCUCCAGAUAAAUAUGCCUCAGGCUGGUUCUGGAGAAGGCGCACAGAAUGGUCACGUGGGGAAAGGGGCGGGUAAUUCGGACAGUCACUAUGCCGAAAUAUGGGAGAAGGCAAGUGGAAUAAGGGGCGAAACCGAGGCAGUACCUCUUGAUUCAGUAGAUAUAACUGAAGGAGGUGUUAAACCGGAACGGACAGACAACGCGAAUCGAACACGGCAAGGCCUUAACGUGACAGAAGGAGUGAGUACACGAACAGUGGGAAAUGCCAACUCGCUGGAAAGUGAGCCCACCCCCGGAGACAGAAACAUAAUCUUCAUAGAAACAGGGUGUGUACUGGGCGGCUAUCAGGGUCCGGAUUACCUGGGCCUGUCUCUGUACAAGAGACAGGCAUGUACCAUUGAAUCUGCUGCCAAAAUGAACCCCGAAUAUAAUGUAUAUAUCUUAUAUUCCUGUCCAAUAAACGGAAAACUUGAAGAUUCGAGCGCGCACGUGCGGCAAAUCUUCAAAUAUCCGAACGUGAGGCUGUGGAGAUUGGAUACUACGAGAUAUUUUUCGAAAACUCCGCUGGAGAAGUGGGACUUUGGUGCAGCAAUGGCAUCAUCUUCGUGGCCAAAAGAACACUCUAGUGACGUGCUGAGGCUUCUGACCCUGUGGAAGUACGGGGGCACGUAUUUGGACCUGGACGUCGUCAUCCUCAAAUCCCUGGACCCCCUCGGCUCGAACUACGUGGGGUUGGAGUCCCCCGACACGGUAGCUAGCUGUGUCCUCUGCUUCGAUGUCGAAGGCGUUGGACGCGCGGUAGCAGACAAAUGCCUCGACCAGAUCCGGACCGACUUCAGGGGGAACAUCUGGGCCUACAAUGGCCCCGAGCUCAUCACCAGGGUGCUGCUAGGAAUGUGCGACACUUUACACGCUUCUGAGCUGUCCACACAGAGGUGCAAGGGGUUCCAGAUUCUCUCGAACAAGGAAUUCUUCCCAAUUCCCUACCAAAGCUGGGAGUUGUUCUUCGAGGAAUCCGGAAGUGAAGAAACUAUGGAGAAAAUCAAGGGAAGUUUUGGUGUCCAUGUAUGGAACAAACUCAGUAAACUGACGAAAGUUCUUGUUGGGUCCAGGCAACCUUACAGCCUCAUGGCUGCGACGGCCUGUCCUCGGGUGUAUUCUGUAUGUGGACGUGAUUUCUGAAAAGACAAGUGUAACAGCAGGUUCUGUAAAAUAAAGUUGGUGUUGGGUGCAGUGAA